This is a messenger RNA of Triticum urartu, 1873 nucleotides long. RefSeq lists its product as uncharacterized. Lineage: Eukaryota; Viridiplantae; Streptophyta; Magnoliopsida; Poales; Poaceae. The record is from RefSeq and is a predicted model, not a curated record.
CGGACGACGCUCUUUUCCUCGCCGCCGCCUCCUCCCACACCACGCUCCACUCCCAUCAAUCCAAAUCCAAACAGCACCCCAUGGCGUCGACGAUGCGCCGCCGUGCCGACUGGUUCCUCCACGACUGGGUCGAGAGGCUCGACGCUCAGCGGCCGCCGACUCCGACUCCGACACCUCCGCCUCCCCGCCCCGCCUCCGGCUCCACGGCCGGCCGCGGCGGAGCCUCUCCUCCUUCGCCGCCGCGGCGAGCGCCCCGAGUACCUUCCCCACCACGCCCGUCUGCGCGGCGGGGCCUGGGCCAGUUCCACUACGGGAUCCAGUCAGCCGCGCCACCGCACCGGCUCCAGGCGCGCGUCACCUCCCCGGCGGACCACCGGAACGCCUCCGCGUUCAGACAGGGGAAUCCGACCUCGCGCUCGCUUCUCCACGGAGGACUGGGCGUCUUCAAUCGGUUCGCUCUCUUGGCGAGUGCGAGCGACUAUGAGAGAGAGUUUCCGGUGCUGACUGCUGCAACUGCAAGCAUCAGCGACAAGGACGCGAAGCAGCGGGGCCAAUCUCCUAAAGCUAUCAAGCAUACGAACGGCAAGCUCCGGGGACGAGGCGUUAGGAGGGCUCCUCAGGUGCAGCACGUGGGAACCAAGGCCGUCGACGAGCCGGCGGUCAAGUUCGAGGGAGACGCCCAACUGGUGAUCCAGGACGCGAGCGAGGGCGCGAUCAAGGGCGACUCCGAGGCGGUGAUCCAGGCCAAGGGCCAAACCGAGCUGACCAAGGGCGAGAGCGAGGGCCACGCCGAGGCGGGGAUCAAGGCAGAGGGCCACGCCGAGCUGGCCAAGGGCGAGAGCGAGGGCCACGCCGAGGCGUCGAUCAAGGCCAAGGGCCACGCCGAGCUGGCCAAGGGCGAGAGCGAGGGCCACGCCAAGGCGGCGACCAAGGCCGAGGGCCACGCCAAGGUGGCGGUCAAGAGCGACAAGGCCGCACCCGCACGCAAUGUCCCCGACCUCGCCAGCGAGCUCAAUGGCCAGGACUUCUUCGUCGGCUCGAUUCUCGUAAGAUGCGGCCCCCCAGUUUCCGUUGUCGCCGGAGGGGUUGAGGGCUGCCGUCGCGGAGGGCCUGCCGGAGGCAGUGGAGGAGGACCUGCUGGAGGUGGUGAUGGAUGCGGUGGUGGAGGGCCAGCACCCGAUGGCGGCGGAGGCGGUGUGGGAGGAGGAGGACCGGCCGAUGGCGGCGGGGGUGGUGGGGGAGGAGGACCCCCUGUGGCGGCGGAGGCGGCCCUGGUGACCCCGGCGGUCCGCCGCCUCCCCAACCACCCUAUCCACAGCGUCUUCCGUUCGCCAGAUGCCAACGGGCAGGCUGUGGCGUCGACGCCCUGUUCUUCUGCUCGGAGUGUGGGCUGGUUUGCUGUCCGGAGCACGUCUGCCCGGACUGCACGGUGCCACUCUCCGAGCUGCCGGCGCCUCGCCUCUCGGUGCCGCAGGUACAAAUUUACCAGCCCUUUCAGUACCCACCAACCCUUCAGCUCUUCGUCGGUGCGUCUCGAGUGGGAAAUCGCGUUAGUCACUACUUUGCAAGACCCCAGGAUGUGUUUGGGCACGGUGAUAUCAUUGCUGGGGAAGCACAGCACUUUGACAUGCAGGGUCUUUGGAUGGUUAGAUCUGUCCGCGAGGCGCCCUGCAUUCUCCGGAGGGUACACAUGUUUCCGGAGCCCCAGUUUUACUCAUGGUAGAUACUGUCUUGUAAGCAAGCGCGGUGCAGACCUCUAGAAACUGGGUUUUUGCGUCUAGUGAUGAAUGAUUUGUCACUAAAUUGAAUGAUGAAGGGUUGAUGUUUGCUGUGACAUUUUCCUUUACUUAUAGAUUAUAAAUUGAUAACUGCA